UAAGUACACGCGACAAGCUUGCAGCAGCUAUAAAAAGGUUCUCCGGCUUCGGCCAUCACGGUUAUUCUGUAAACAGCAGCUGUGGUGCUCAUAGAGGGUUUAGAAACAAACUGGAGGACACCAUGACGAUAGACACUCAGUCCAACGGAACCACCGUGACUGAAGUGGGUCAGUUUCUGAAAAACCCACCGGAGGGUUUCACCGUGGAGGCCUUCGGCUCGGAAUACCGGGUCCACUGCAGCGAAGAGAACCUGGUUUUCAUCGAUAAUUUCCGUUCCGGGGAUUGCGAUAUAGUCUUCCAGAACUCACUGGGGAGGAAGCUUAAAAUGCACAAUUUGUGGGAGUACACCCGCAUGAGGAAGAGUCUGCUGUCCAAGAGGAUUUAUGUGUUGGUUUCUCACUGUGAUCAGAACAUCCCAGAGAGCAGCAAGAAGGAGCCCUCAGAGCCCAAAGUUCUGCAGAAGUACGUGUUGUCCAUCGACGGUGGGAAUCCGAUGAUCAAGUGGCAGAUGGAGAGAGGCCUGGACUGGGCCAUCUCCUCCGUAGCUGGAGAGAGCUACAGGGUGGAGAUUGACUUGAGUGAAAUCUUAGAGAGCUUGGGUGCUGCAGGCAUUAUCGCUGAGAAUCUGAUGAAAUGUAAUCCAACAUGGAAAGACUCCUCCUUCACCCUCAAGUACUACUCUGAUGCCCUAUUUGACUUCCCUCACUGGUUUGGCUUCAGCAAGAGAUCGUUUAAGUUGAGACUAAUAAAAAACACAUGAGGGAGACCAUGAAAACCUUAUAUGCUAGGUUUUCCAGCAACUUCUGUUGCUGCAUCUUUAAGAAAACUGAAGAGGAGUUUUAUCAUCCGUGGAUGACAACCCGAUCAGCUGAAGAACUCCUUUGUUUUGACGGGAGUUUGGUCUUAGAGCUGCUGGUUCUGGAUUCAUCUGCUCUUCAGUGCACUGGCAAAAACUGAAAAGAGAAAUUUGAAAUGCCUUCGAGAUUAUCCAUUCAAAUUGCAUUUAUAAAAAAAAAAAGUCAGAUGUAAUUUCUUUUUUUCUAGAAGUUUGUGCUGUACAGUGGUUGAUAAAAUGGAGGUCACUUGUGUUUGAAGUCUUUUGCACUAAAUAACUGUUAUAAAUAUGUAGAAUAUUUUUUUGCUGAAUAAAAUGCAAUACAAAAUUUUUA
This is a messenger RNA of Girardinichthys multiradiatus, 1170 nucleotides long. Its product is annotated as mesenteric estrogen-dependent adipogenesis protein-like. The coding region runs from base 123 to 761 and encodes 212 amino acids. The record is from RefSeq and is a predicted model, not a curated record. Lineage: Eukaryota; Metazoa; Chordata; Actinopteri; Cyprinodontiformes; Goodeidae. The transcript is spliced from 5 exons.